Messenger RNA from Saccharomyces eubayanus, 1092 nucleotides. It is a transcript of the gene MAK32, whose product is annotated as Mak32p. The coding region runs from base 1 to 1092 and encodes 363 amino acids. The transcript has a single exon. NCBI's taxonomy places the organism in Eukaryota, Fungi, Ascomycota, Saccharomycetes, Saccharomycetales, Saccharomycetaceae. The record is from RefSeq and is a predicted model, not a curated record.
AUGAAUGAAGAAAAUUCUAUGGAUGCGCAAAGCCUGAUUAUUACCAAUGGAAUGUUCAUCAUCGAUGAUAUCGAAAAUAGUAAGUGCAAUAUCCAUUACAAAAAUGUUCCUGGGGGUGGCGGCACUUUUGCCAUCUUAGGAGCAUGUAUAAUAUCACCAAAUAAUAAGACCUCCAAAGGUUUGAAGUGGAUAGUGGACAGAGGCUCUGACUUUCCUGACGAAAUUACAAAAGAAAUAGAGUCCUGGGGAACAGAUGCAAGAUUUCGGGAUAGUUUUGACAGGCCAACUACCAAGGGAUUGAAUUAUUAUGAGGGAGAUAAUGAUUUAAGAAAGUUUAAGUUUUUAACAGCGAAGAAACAGAUUGAUGUUCAGGACUGGGUCGCUACAUUUGGACGGGAAACUAUCAACGAAAUCCAAUCUUUCCACCUAUUAUGUUCCGGGUCAAGGUGUGCGAAGAUGAUUGACGCUCUAAUGAAGGUUCGAAGCAGAGAGAGUGGGAAACCAGUAAUUAUUUGGGAACCUUUCCCAGACCUUUGUGACUUUGAGCAUCAGCAUGAAAUUAGAUGCGUUAUGCAAAGAGAAGACGUUACAGUGAUAUUGUCGCCAAAUGCGGAGGAGUCAAGCCGUUUAUUUGGUUUGCAUGGAAAAGAACCGAGUAGUUUGGAAGAAUGCUUCGAGCUGGCACAUCGUUUCAAUGAAUUCAUGAAUGAUAAUAAUAUGUGCAUUUUAAGAUGCGGCUCCCUUGGAAGCAUAUCGAUAACUGAUAGGCUUGGGAGCGCAGAACGGGCCUAUGAUCACUACCCAGCGUAUCACUUCAAAACCAAAUCUAGAGUAUUAGAUCCAACUGGUGGCGGAAAUUCAUUCCUUGGUGGGUUUGCAAUUGCGUAUGCUUUAACAAGAAAUUUAGCUACUGCAAGCAUAUGUGGAAACAUUGCAGCAAGCGCAAUCAUCGAACAAAUCGGGAUACCAAGAUAUGAUCCUGCUUAUAUGACUUGGAAUGGUCUCACUCUCCUAGAUAGGCUGGAGUUUUACCUUUCACAGUCAGGUUUGCAAUACAAUGCAAGCGACGUUUACAAAAGUUUAUCACAAUAA